Molecule: messenger RNA, 957 nt
Organism: Eublepharis macularius
Lineage: Eukaryota; Metazoa; Chordata; Lepidosauria; Squamata; Eublepharidae
Product: olfactory receptor 2G3-like
Exons: 1
Coding region: 1-957 (318 amino acids)
Biological process (GO): G protein-coupled receptor signaling pathway
Cellular component (GO): membrane
Molecular function (GO): G protein-coupled receptor activity; olfactory receptor activity
Source: RefSeq, a predicted model, not a curated record
AUGACAUACAAUGAUCCAUCAUGGGAGCAACUCAACCAAAGCUACCCAGGAGAAUUCAUCUUGUUAGGCGUGGCUGACCGUCCUCGCUUGGAGAUGCUGCUCUCUGCAAUUAUCCUGAUCUGCUAUGUAAUGACCCUGCUGGGAAACACAACCAUCAUUGUGGUUUCACGGCUGGACCCCCGUCUUCACACCCCCAUGUAUUUCUUCCUCAGCAACCUUUCUUUCCUUGAUCUAGGUUUCACCACCAGUCUUGGUCCCCAUAUGCUGGUGAAUUUCUGGAGGAAAAGAAAGACCAUCACCUAUAUGGCCUGUGUAGUCCAACUCUACGUCUCUCUUGCUCUCGGCUCUGCAGAGUGUAUUCUUUUGGCAGUCAUGGCCUAUGAUCGCUAUGCUGCAGUCUGCCAGCCUCUACAUUAUACUGCCAUUAUGAGCCACUCCAUAUGUAUCACAAUGGCUGCUGUCUCCUGGUUAAGUGGCUUUUGUACAUCACUAUUGCAAACGGCAAUGACUCUUAAGCUUCCAUUCUGUGGGCAGAACAAGGUGGACCAUUUUUUCUGUGAAGUGCCAGCUUUGCUGAAACUGGCCUGUGUGGACACCUCAGUCAAUGAAGCUGUGCUGUUUGUGUCUAGUGUGAUCUUCCUUCUAGUUCCGCUUGGCCUCAUCAUAGUCUCAUAUGGCUACAUUGCAGUUGCUGUGCUGAGGAUCCGCUCGGCUGAGGGCAGGCGCAAGGCAUUCAGCACCUGUACCUCCCACUUGAUUGUGGUGUCGCUUUUCUAUGGCACAAUAAUUUUCAGCUAUCUCCAGCCCCCAUCCAACUAUUCCCGUGACAUAGGCAAGAUGAUCUCCCUGUUCUAUACAUUUGUCACUACCAUGCUUAAUCCGCUGAUCUAUACACUGAGAAACAAAGAGGUACAUAGAGCUCUAAAAAGAACAAUAAACAGAAAUGGAACUAUUUAG